Messenger RNA from Loxodonta africana (African savanna elephant), 1646 nucleotides. It is a transcript of the gene GVQW3, whose product is annotated as GVQW motif containing 3. The coding region runs from base 501 to 1133 and encodes 210 amino acids. The record is from RefSeq and is a predicted model, not a curated record. Lineage: Eukaryota; Metazoa; Chordata; Mammalia; Proboscidea; Elephantidae. The transcript has a single exon.
AGCUGCGGUAGGUUUGGCGUGCGCGGGUGUCCGCUGAUGUGGGGCGAGCUUGCACGUUACAUCACCGUUGCGUCUCUCUUUACUUGCUUAAGUUGCCACCACUUAGUCCUCUAUUACACAAAUCACCAUAUACUCAUAAGGGCCGGGGAAUCCCGACGACCUUGGUGAUUGACUUGCAAACUUCCGGCAGAGCUGCGUGCACGGGUUGGACGCAGACGUAGAUUGUAGGGAAUUUCAUUUUCUACAGCUUUUGCAGCUACUCUUUGGCUCCUUUAGCUUCUCAGAGCAAGCUUACCCUACCUCGACUGGAAGUUGAGGAGCAAAAACUCCGAAAAGCAAUUUACUCUGUGUUGUAGAGUGAUUUCCAGGUAAUUUUCCUGUGAGGCUUACAGAGGAGCAAGAAUAGCGACACGAUUCUGCCCGCGGCCCUGUAGAAACUGGCCCUGUCUUCCUUUCACAGUCCUGGCCUGUUAACGUUCCUGUUUUGCUUAAGUACCAAAAUGAGUGACCGCUAUUUAGAACAAAGGAUUAGCAUCAAAUUUUGCGUAAAAUUGAACAAGUCUGCAAGUGAGACUCACCACCUUUUAAAAGAAGCUUAUGGGGAUGAAGUUAUGUCAAGGGCCAGAGUUUUUGACUGGCACAAAAGGUUUAAAGAAGGGCGGGAAGAUGUUCGAGAUGAUGCACGAAGUGGUCGUCCGGUCACUCACCGGACGGAUGAAAAUAUCCAGAAGGUGAAGGACUUGGUUUGUUCAAACAGGCAGUUAACCGUGAGGAUGAUGGCUGAAGAGUUAAAUUUAGAUAAAGAAACUGUUAGACUCAUUCUGAAAGAAAACUUGAACAUGAGGAAAGUGUCUGCAAAAGUUAUAUCGGGUAUUUUGAAGGAUGAGCCUAAACCUCAAAUACUUGACUUUCAGUCUAAUCUUUCAAAGGAAAGUAGAAAAAAUAGCUCAUCUGUGAGGAAAAAGAUAACAAUGUCUGAAACAUGGAGUCAUCUACAAAGCCAAGCUGGUCGAGAAGUGCCUCUGCCAGUACCCCAUCCCAGAAUCCAAUACCCUGCCAGCCAGCUUCUGCAGGCUUCAUCUUCAGCAAGUCUUUCCACCAGGGUAACUCAGGAUUGGUUCACACCAUGGUGAAAGGAAUGUGAGGUAGCUGAGCUAGAAGGCUGCCUCCAUGUUAAGCACCUUCAUGUGUUGCUCAUCUAUUUUCUCUUCUCUACCACCUCUCCCUGUGUGUCAUGGCUUCCUAGUUAUUACUCUUUGGUGGACUGUUGGACCAUUUUCUUUGUUGUUCUCCAGAUCUUUGAAGAACUCUUGGCUGUUGACUACGUGUUCUCGAUAUCUUUUGCUUAACAAGUUUGGAUCUCCUCACUGCCCAGACCUUAGCUUUCUGUGGUUUCACUGUUCCUUGGUUCUCAACCGUCUGCCUUAGGGGAUCCUGCCAGUGAGAGGUGGAGACAGUACCCCUGGAUGUGUAUCUCUGUGCCCAGGGAGGCAUGCUCUUCUAGAAGGACCACAAAGAAGGUCUGCAGUUCCAGCCUGCUUUGCAGUCAGGGCCUGAGGUAUGGUACAGAAGGCAGUGGCAUGCUGACAUAAUGAGCCAUGCUGAGCCUAAGGACUGAUCUGGCUCAGAUGACUCAGUGGGAGCCU